AAAUGGCGGACAGUAGUCAGGUAUUUUUGGGACUUCCAGACCAAAGAAUUGAAGAAAAUGACGAUAAACUGUGUAAUUGGAGUACAAAUAAGUUUGGUGGACGUCCUAGCUGGAUGACUAGCUUGGUUGAUCAAUACCCUUCGUGUAAGCUGUGUAAAAGACAACUUCUUCUUGUUUCACAAAUCUACUGUCCUCUUAGUGGUUCUCUAUACCACAGGACGCUGUAUAUCUUUGGUUGUGUUAACCCAUCUUGUUGGAAUCAACCACAAAGUUGGACAAUCCUAAGAUCCCAAGUAUUAGAGAAAAACGAUUAUCCAGAGGCUGACAAGAAUGCUGUGAAGAGUAAUUCUGUAGAUGAUUGGGGUGAUGAUACAGGAGACUGGGGAGAUGCAGAUGAUUGGAAUGAUCCUGUCAUUACAGAACUUGAAUAUGCUGCAAGCAAGCUAUCCCUUAAUCCUAUGGAUACAGUAAAAGACACAAACCAAUUACCAGUGAAAACCGAUAGUAGCACUAAGCCCUUAAUAUCAAACAAUAUGAAUCAAGAUGCGCCCCGCUUCCAUCCAUUCUACAUCAAUGUGUUUGAAACCAACAAUAGCAACAAAAAAACUGGUGAAACUAGCUUGACCAGUCAUGAAAAACAACUUCUGUUGUGUUACCAAGAACAAGAGGGUGUGAGCAUAAAUGAAGUAUUAUCUCUUCCGAACCAUUCAAAUGCCAAGCAAGAUGAAAUUGUAACAGAGUGUUAUGAGAAGACCAUUGUAGCUCAUGGAGACAAGGGGUUUCAUAGAUUCCAGAAGCAUUUACAACAGUGCCCACAGCAGUGCAUAAGAUAUGAGUGGAAUGGCAUGCCGUUAUCGAUCUCAUCCUCUACAGCAUCAGAUAUCAUGUCAGCAGUACCUAGAUGUCAGUAUUGUGGCUCACAAAGGGUUUAUGAAUUACAACUUAUGCCAGCCUUGGUAGUCUUGCUAAAAAUCAAAGAAUCUUCACUACAUUCAGCUUUACCUGAGACAUCAGAUAAACCUAGAACAAACCCUCAAUAUAAACAAAUAUCUGAUGAUAAACUCAUAAAUGGAAGAAAGGAUUCAAAUAGAGAACUUGACACUCCCUCAGAAGAUAUUUCAAGUAAAAAUCAAGGGAUUGAAUUCGGAACUGUUAUCGUCUUUUCUUGUGGUAAAAGUUGCUGGGAUGAUAGCCUUGAAUCGUGUUCGCUGAGAGAAGAAUUUCUAGUGGUACAACCGGAUCCAGAUGCGGAACUUUUCAAAAAUAAAAUUUGAGGACGUUACGUACGUGAUACGUGGUAGAGAACUUGCUGUUUAAAAAUUAAGACAACAUUAGAAUUCCAUGGAGACAGUUUUAUUUCAUUUUAUCUAAAUGCAAAUUUUUGGAACGAAAAAAGUAGUAAACUACAAAAUUUCACGUCCAAUUGUUUUAUUUUUUAUAAAAUUCUCGAUGCGUUCUUGAUCCCUUUUAUUUGACUUUCAAGUUUUAACUCAAUAUUACAGACUAUUAUUAGGAACUAAAACACAACUAGCGAAUCACAAAUUGCUUUGUUUUAAGGUUUAACCCAAAGGUGAUGCAAGCAAUUUAACUAUUUCUUAAAGAAACUGAUAGCUUUGAGCUUUGUGUUGUUGAUGGGCUGAACAACUUCAUAGAUACAACCCAGGUCUUGUUUCCAGUGAAUAAACUUAUAGUUGAUCUCGAUGUAGAUGCAAGCACCAGUGUGACCUUCUUUGAAGGAUAUAUCCGAUAGUCCGAGACAAAUGUUAGCAUUCUUGCCUCCGAUUGGAAAGUCGCGACAGUACUUUACAGGCUUGUCAACUAAAAAAUGAUAAUAAGAAAAUGCAAUGAUAAAUGUAAAAGAUUUUCUUUCCCGUGAUGCCAGGGGAUUUUUUUUCCUUGAGUCUUCUCCCGAGAUCAUCCCCUUGCAAAAUUCAACUUCUAAAUUCCAAUUUGAUCCUAUUAUUAAUUAGCAAAAUAGGUUCAGACCAAGCAAGGAGUUUUUUUUAUACCUGAAAUAGUCUUUUUGAACACCACUAUGCCAUCCACUGUUACCGUGAAAUCCAACGUCUAUGUUAAAAAAAGAAGUAUAGCUUCAUUAAAAUUAACGAAAAGUGAACUAAACUAG
Actinia tenebrosa (Australian red waratah sea anemone) is the source of this 2125-nucleotide messenger RNA. RefSeq names its product uS5 assembly chaperone PDCD2L. The record is from RefSeq and is a predicted model, not a curated record. Gene Ontology annotation, cellular component: cytoplasm. Lineage: Eukaryota; Metazoa; Cnidaria; Anthozoa; Actiniaria; Actiniidae. Gene Ontology annotation, biological process: apoptotic process.